This is a messenger RNA of Prorocentrum cordatum, 1920 nucleotides long. The record is from the annotation of a GenBank genome assembly. Lineage: Eukaryota; Dinophyceae; Prorocentrales; Prorocentraceae.
GAACGGAGAGGAGCGAUGCUGACGCAGUUCGCUCGACUCUCGCGCUAUCAGCAUCACGCUUCUGCUGCUGCUUGCCCUUCCCCAUCGCGGACCUCGCACGCUAUAAUGCAGAAGCACGGGAUUGGUAGAAUGACAGCUGCAGUGGAAUGGCGACCUAAACGGUCGCUGCCAGAAGACCGGACGCUGCAGCAGAGCUCCUGCUCGUGCUGCAGCGAUCCCACCACGGCGUGACUCGCAGGCUCCGUGGCUCCCGUCGUCCUGCCGGCAGCACCGCCCUCUUGCCUCCCAGGCCCUCAGAGCUCCACCGACCCCGGCGGAGGCCCUCUCUCCUCCAGCCAGGAUGUGAAGGAGAAGCGGUGGAGGGACCGAUCCGCUGCAUCGCUCACCCGGUCGACGAUGUGCCACGAGCCCAUCGUGACGGAACGAACAUGCCCACUUGGUUGUAGCGGGUGGGCGCCCGGAACGCCGUUGGGAAGUAGCCCCCAGUCCCCUGUGGGUUCUGCACCCCCACGCCGCACCAAACGAAACUGCCUCCCCAGUCAGGGUUCCAGCCGGGCGACGGCGUCCAGUAGUUGAAGCAGAACUUUCGAUUCAGGUUUCCCCUCUCAGUGCCCACGUCGGUGUGAAAGUUGAUGUAGUCUCCGGCGCGAUAUUCUCGAAAAUAUGGGCUGCUCAUGGAAAGGCCGUCAGUGCCCUUGUCGGUGCCAGUGAGGAGUAUGGUCCAUCCCUUGAUCCACUUGCGCUGCCGGAAGAGCUUUUGGACCGCCAUGCGGCCUGGCAGCUCGUCCAGUGGAAGCUUGUCAUCCUCGACGUCCUUCGGCUUCUCAAUGACAUUGUAGCGGAAGAAUGACUCGCUGCCAAGCGCCCGUUCCACAAACACACACCGCUCGUUUGGAUUGAAAUGUUUGUUGUACUCCUUCAUGCCUAGUGGACCUAAUGGCGUGCUCUCAAAAGGAUCGCCAAAGUCCCUGCCCCACGCGAGAUGCUUCACCGACUCGUUGUGAAGCAGCUCUGCAAAUUCUGGCACGAAGAAAUUGUCGAUGAUGCCUACGUGACGGCCUGCCAACCUCUUAUUGAGAUCCAGAAGAAAACUCUUGUCGAACCUCCAGUCUCCGAGCAAGUUCAAGUCUUUAUGGGUGAGGUACCUCGACGAUGGCAGCUAUGGUGCAGGACAAUGACGGUAAUGACGAUCAAGGUCACGGAGGUGAUAAAGGUGAUAAAAAACAUGGUGCUGGAUGAUGGAUACUGGUGGUGCUGAUCAAAAUGGUGAUCACGAAAAAAGUGAUAUUGGUUGUGCUGGCGGUAAGAAUACGAUAUUGAGGACGAUGAUGCUGUGAUGGUCGUGGUGGUGAUUGUGGUGUGAUGGCCAUGGUCGGGGGCUCAUGCACGAGCGCGGCGAGCCGGACGAAAGAUGUCGACGCGAUUACAGUGGAAAUGAUGGUGGCGGUGAUGCUGACGCUGAUGCUGCUGACGACGUGAUGGUUGACCUCCAGGCCGCAUGCAGACCCUUCUCCGACAGCUGCUUGGGCGGCCGCAUCUCCCCGAGGGCGGGCGGGCAGAGCAGGAGGAGGGGCAGGCCGCCGAGGGCAGGCCGCAAGAGGGCGGGGCGCCCCCUCGACCGAGGGCACGCCGACGCGACCAUUGCCGCCGGUGCGGACGUGGGGACUGCGCUUGAGUCAAAACGGCUACGGAGGCGGAGGACGAGGACGAGGACGAAGACUGCCAUGGCCCCCGCAGACGCGGAGAGGAGCGGAGGCCGCCGAGGGUGCCCUUCUUGUCCAGGAGGCAGCAUCGACCGAAAGCUGAAGCCGCCGCAGGAGCGGGUCUCGCAAGUGUGGGUAUCAUUGCACCGGCCUUGCAGCCGUGCUGCAGCGGAAAUCUGCGUGGAUUUGUGCCCGAAGCGGCGAGCGGAAAACGAAG